This is a messenger RNA of Symbiodinium necroappetens, 1197 nucleotides long. The record is from the annotation of a GenBank genome assembly. Lineage: Eukaryota; Dinophyceae; Suessiales; Symbiodiniaceae.
AUGCGGCCGAAGGUCGCAACACUCGUUUUCCAUCCUGCUCUCCUGGGAUGCUUUUGGUUUAUCUUGGCGGCAGCCCGUGAUUUGUCAGUCGAGAUCACGGGAACUGACACUGGUGACUGCACGACGCCGUGUAGAACCUUAGACUAUGCCAUCCGACAGCUCUCCUCAGGAGAUCGCAUCAAAGUCGGCGUCGGAACAUUUGCGGGUUCUUCGAACCGCAACCUCAGUCCCGGCGACCUUGGCAAAGCCAACUUCUCGAUUGAAGGCUACCAAACGGAUUUGACCAUCUUUGAUGUGGAGAGGGCUGGCCGCUUCAUGUACUUAGAUGCAGCUGCUGGAGACAUUUUGAUUCAGAAGCUGACAGUCCGCAACGGAGCCUGUUCGGCUCUUCCCGACGAUCGCAAUGGCGCUGGAUUCAAGCUGGUGCAAUCUCCCGCCAAGCUGCGCGACAUCCAUAUAAGGGACAUGGACUGUAGCUUCGAGGAGACUCUUCCUCGAGAGUUUAACGGCGGUGGCCUAUACCUCGUGGAUUCGAUGGCCUCGGUGCAAAGAAUGCGAAUUACAGAUUCCGUGGGAAACCAUGGUGCCGGCGUGGCGACCUGGGGAGCUGACGUCUCGAUUAUUGAGGACUCCAUCUUCGAGCGCCUGCAGGGACUGAAAUGGGGUGGAGCUCUGCUGACGGAGGAAAAUUCCCACACCGAAUUUCAUCGUUGCCGGUUCUCUCACUGCUACUCUACCUACGGGGGCGGGCUGGAUGAUGGAGGUCUGGCUAGCCCACUCAUUGCGGACUGUGUCUUCGACCAUGGAACAGCGCUGCAUGGCUCGGCCUACUAUGGCUAUGGCUUGUCUUCGACUAGGUUCCGCAAUGUCAUCUUUCAGAACGGCCAUGCCUCCUCUUCUGCGGCGCUAUACCUCACGGCCACUGUCAGCCCGAGCUUCGCCAAUAUUACGGUCGUGAACAACACCGCGAACGUGGAUGUAGCUGGUGUGCGCUCCUUCGUUUCCAGCAUUCUCUUCAAGAACUCACGUUUCAUCGACAACCGCGUCCCGAGCAGUGGCGCAGACGGUGCCAUACAGGCGAAUGCCGGCGGCUUGGUUCUGGAGGACUGUCUCUUCGAAGGCAAUGGGCCAGCUGAGCCUGGGGGCACUGUUGGCAUAACCGAGACCGGACUGAAGUUUGAGUGUCUGAAGUCCUGA